Fusarium verticillioides 7600 is the source of this 2892-nucleotide messenger RNA. RefSeq lists its product as hypothetical. Gene Ontology annotation, biological process: actin filament organization; cell motility. The transcript has a single exon. The record is from RefSeq and is a predicted model, not a curated record. Lineage: Eukaryota; Fungi; Ascomycota; Sordariomycetes; Hypocreales; Nectriaceae. The coding region runs from base 403 to 2550 and encodes 715 amino acids. Gene Ontology annotation, cellular component: plasma membrane.
AAAAGCUAGCGCCAUUCUUCUGACAGGGUUGAUUCAAUACCCUUCUAAGCCUUCUCACCAGCCUGAGACGUAAGCCUCUCCUGAAGAGCUCCGAGAGGCCAAAGCCCAAGUUUUAGUGUGGAGAGCUUCCCCAAACAGUUUCUGGCAAUUGGUUUAAUUUCGACAGGGUCUUUGUUUGGUUCCUUCGUUAAGGUUAAGGGGACGAAACGCGAUCGCAGCCAAAGUGAUCUCCUGCUCCUGUACUCUCAACCAUACGACAUACCUACAGUCUGAUCGCCGAACUUAUAUAUGAAACACAUACAACUGUUUUGUUGAUAUGCAUCACCAGGCAAUGAUAGCAACAUUAUAAGGUCUUUGCUGUCCCCUCUCUGUUUGUUUACCUAAAGGACCAAUACCUCGACCAUGGAUCAAGCAGACAUCCCCGCGCUGCUGGCGCGAAUGGCGAGUGAUGAAGAUGCUUCGCGCAAGAUGGCAGUAUUUAAACUGCAAAACUCGAUUAAUGAUCCAGCAUUUGCCGAUGUUUUCAUAUCCUCGGGCGGCCUAGUCGUCCUCCGCCGACUCAUCAUGACAUCUGCUGGCAACACCCUCGCAUACUCUCUUCAGAGUCUUACCCGAUUGUUGGAAGUUGAUAUGGGAUGGGAUAUCUUUGAGGGCCCAACCGCAAGCGAUCUCGUCGAACGUGUCGUCGAAUUGAUUGUUACAAACCCUUUGGUCAACAUCCUCAGAGGAGCCAUGUCCAUCUUGGUCGCACUUGUUGGUCAUUCCCAGUCUACCAACCAAAGUGAUGCCGCGAACCGAACACCAGGAACCUUUGGCUUCCGCGCCCUGAAACCCGCUGUGGCUGUGCACCCAAACUUCUUCGAGCUGGUUAUACAGCAGCUGCAGAGCGCAGAUCAUGCCCUGUGUGCCAAUGCACUGAUGUUGAUCAAUGCCCUGAUCCGAGACGCCGUAUCGGGCGAGAGUGCAGCAAAUGGUGGAAAGGCCAACGCAGGUUCAGGAGAGGAUUGGGCCAAGUUCAUCAAGCGGCUACAAGACUUGGGGCUUAUCAAAGCGGUUCACAGGCUCAUGCAGAGUUCUGCGCUUCAGGACCUGGCGCAUCCCAUGCUGGAGUUUCAAACGCUGACCAAAAUUCUAUUGAGAAAGUGGCGCGAAGUCGAUGUUGAUCUUGAGCGACCGGAGCACCGAAGAGCUCUCAAGGGGCUGCAUCUGGCGAGUGCACCGGAUCGAGCUCAUGUAAACGGACAUUCCCCGGGACAAGAGUCGCACGAGGUUCCAGGGAAGAAGGGCAGCAGGCGUCACAACCCCGAAAAGUGGAGGAGACUAGGAUUCGAGACAGAAAGUCCGGCACAGGAAUUCGAUAUGACUGGCUUCUUGGGUAUGAUGGACCUGACCGACUAUGUCCGCAGAAAUGAGGAUGGCUUUCAGAAGCUGCUGCUCGAGCAGGCAGGGAAGCCUACAUCUGAGCGCUGCCCCGUGGCCAGGGCCAGUUUCGCUGUGACGAUGAUACUGUACGACCACUUCGACGUGGACAAGACGGAUCUGGAUGAUGUUAGGGGCUACCAGUUAUUGGAGGCCAAAGAUCACGACAGAUUAUUUAGGCCCUUGCUGCUCCAGUGGUCUCGGCUACACACUGCCGGCUUGUACGCCUUUUUCCGUGUCUGGAAACUCACUGGCGCGGAACAGGGCGACUUUGAAAAGGUGGUCGAGCUGAUUAGAAUUCUGAUCGACUGCGUCGUCGGAGGAGCUACAAGGACCAAGGAUGUGGCCGAGGUGGAAGAAGAGAUGCAGGAGUACGAUGUACCGCGACUGCGGGAGCAGCAAAUGGGCCUGUUGGAAAUGUCGUUUGAGAGCACAUGGGGUCAGCACCUACAACAAGUGAGAGAAGAGCUGAAACAAGAGGCUCUGCAAUUCGUCAAGGAGCAGCGAAUUCGAUGUCUUCUACAAGGAUCUUGGUUCUCAAAGCCGACGCCUAAGCGUGACAAUGGUGCAGUGAAGCACAGACUAUUCACACCUACCCCUUGGCGAUAUGCAAAACUCUCUCAUAACCGACGGUAUCUCCACUACGCCGACUUCGAGGAAAAGACAAUAACGGCGCCCAGCUUGGAUUCAUUGGGUGAAAAGGUUGAUCUCAGUACUAUCAGCUCUGUUGUAUCCAAUGUUUCGGCACCCAACGAAGACACCCGGAGCACCAUGAGUGAUUUGAUGGGCAAGGAUGCAACUCCCAAGACAACAACCAAGAUCACCGUCUACAGUUUCGUAAACGCAAUGGAGGCGGCAAGGGGAACGGACAGCAAGGAGCAGCCCAUCUUUACUUUGUGGCCACUGAGCCACAGCCUGGCCUCGGAAUGGCUGGACGGACUCUUGAUGCUACUGAACCAAGCACCCAUAACUGCGGAGACCAACAAGCUUGUGAAUCUGGUGAGCGAGUAUGGGCUCAAAAUCCGACUAUUGAAUGUCCGAAUGGACACAGCAUUUGACGGCCCGGAGCCCGGAGCUGGAGUGAUACCGAGCCGGGAUGGUCUUGAUGAGGAUUACUUUUUUGAGGUGUGAGCGUUUAAGGUGGUCGAACGUGUUUUCUCUCUCUCCUUUGUCAUGUUCAUUUGUGUUUGGCGAUUCAUAAAUAUACCCCAUAUCGUUGCGCGGCAAGGCCAUAGAGACAGGCAUAGCGAGCGUUGUUUGGACAAGCUCAAUACAGCUGCUGGAAGAAGAACAUAUCAGAUAUAAGUGAGGCAUUAACUUUGGGCAUGUUGCCGAAUAUUUCAUGCCUUAUCAUGAUAGCAGCAUAACAUCCGCAUUGCUCAUUACUUAGUUUACAUAUAUCCUAAAAUAUGAUAUUUUGACGUAUGGCCGAUGUAAAAAGUAAGAAAUCGGCAUAUUCUUUUAUGGCAUGAG